This is a messenger RNA of Porites lobata, 2458 nucleotides long. NCBI's taxonomy places the organism in Eukaryota, Metazoa, Cnidaria, Anthozoa, Scleractinia, Poritidae. The record is from the annotation of a GenBank genome assembly.
AUGCUAUCCUGUGGGAGACGUUCUUUGCUUAGUGACGGCAUUAACACAAUUCUCUCCGCUUUCGAAACAAAGAUAAAUGUCGUUCUGGAUCAACACAUUCGUUUCACAGGAAAACGAGUCAAACAAGAAAACCAGACUCCCUGGAUGAAAACAAACAUAAUACUGAACAGCCAUCAAAUCAAAGAACGUUCGGACAAACUUAUAACGACUGUUCGUUUCAUCCUAAAUUCACUUAUAACGACUGUUCGUUUCCUUCUAAAUUCAUCGAAAACACGUUUUAGGCUGUACCCAGAGUACUUUUAGAUAUCUACAAAUGCAUUCUAAGAGGCGCUAUAAAAUUUGUAUCUGUUCGGUCAUCCUGGGGCAACCUGAGUCUUAACCCUUUAAGUCCCAAUAGUGACUAAUGUCAAUUUUCUCCUAACGAUAUCAAUACAAUGUCAAGCAAUUAGAUUAUGAGAAUUAAUAAAAUGAUCACCUUAGGCAAAAUGCUUUGAUCUUUUAUCAAAUUCUCUCAACUCAUUCAUGAAGGAAAUGUAUGGAGAUCAGUUUGGAGAAUUUGUAUGUGGAUAUUGGGGCUUUAAGGGUUAAUUACAAAUGCUUCAUAAUAUUAUUCUUCCGAAAAUUUUAGAUCAAAGUUUUACGAAAUUAAGAAUUUUGUUGAUUCCUCUCUCCAUCGCAUUUUCGAAUCCGAAAAUUUUAGGUUUUCUUUUUCUAAGAAAAAUAGCCUAACCUGGAGAAUGAAUUGCGAAAAAUGAAACUUUAGAAAAUCAUUACAUGAAUGGAACGGUCAUCUAGAAAAUUUUAGUCGUGCUCAAGUACUAGAAAAUCCAAGGCAAUAUUUGCUUCUCCGAACAGAGUUUUGUAGAAUAAGUCGUUGGGUGCCCCUGCUAAAAUUGCCAGGAAGUCUAAUCUUCAAAAAGAAGCUACUUUUCUCAAACUCAUUAAUAAUUCACGACGUUAUAAGCCAACCAGAGCGCUCCAUUCGGGUCAGGUGGAUGACUUUGAAACUCAAUGACACACCAGUUGAAAAUCACCAGUGUUUCUUCACGUUUUCAUCACUAAAUUGUUCUUAAUCUGCAUAAUCAUAGAUUACUCCAACCUCUUUCCCAGGGUUCUCUCCUACCCGCCCUACGGCCCUGGGAACGAGGUUGAGAUUACUCAAACACAGCUUAACAUAAAUCAUUAAUUUUUAAUAAACAAUGGCCAGGAAAGACAUUUCAAAUUACAAACUGACUUGCCUGCGUGCAAACUGACUGGCUCUUUUUCUUUUUGUUUCGCUUUCAAACCAACGCCAACUCGAGUCCCAUCCUUCAUUUCUGCGUCCAAUAUUCGUUUAAAGAUAGCAAAUCUAAUGAGGAAAAGAGAAAAGUUCGAUGCAAUUUCCUUAAGUUUUAAAACUUCAAACGGCUCCCCUCUCCAAUAAGGCCAGUUCACGCACCUUUUGUCGGAAGAGUCAGAAAAGAGAUUAAACUCGAGGGCUGGGUUCUUUUCCACGAAAAAUCGGCGAAUACUGCAGACAAUCUGGUACAACGUUUUCGGAGGGUAUGGAUCUUUGGAACACUUUGCCACCUCUUGAACAAAUUUGGAUAACCAAUAGUUGAGCGUCAAUGUGUCCAUCUCUGUUAUGGGCCGAGUAAGCGGCUGAACUUUGUCCAAUCCAUACUCUUUAAAAACUCCACCAACUUCAACUAUUGGGAACUUUACAUUUCGCACUCGUUGCCCAUCCUCAAAAAUGCCUACUGCCCCGCACUUAUUUUUAUAUCUGGUAGAAUUCGGUACUGCGCUCUCUAGGCAAAGUUCUUCUUCCGCGAUUGUUUUCGGGAAGCGAAACCUUCCUUCGGCCAUGACGAAAACAAUAUGUAAAUCACUUCAAGUCAGCUGUCAAGUUCAUAACGCUUUUGGAUACAAAUUUGGCGGUGCGACGCGAAACCCAGUAUUGGAUAAUUUUUAAAAACAAAAGCUCACAAAUACAAUGAAUGCCGACUGAAUACAACAAAUCACACAUACAAGGCAUUUUAAAGAAAAAUGGAAAAAAGACAACACUGCAUAAUUUUGUAUUGUUUCUUUGGAGAAGUCAUUUCAAAAACUCGUGCUUCGGGUUUCAUAAGGUUUCCAAACGCUCGAAAACAAUAAAACCACUCGGCCGCAAAUGUUUUCUCGCGUUUGGAAACCUGAAGCCCUGGCACUCGUUUCUGAAAUAGCUGGAAAUAGUGCUUGUGAAUCAAUUGACAACAACAAGGGAAACCCGAAAGCAAGGAAGGUACAGUGAAGGUAUCUGGAGCCUCCUCUCAAAACAUUAAAAGGGACGCAAAAGCAGGCGAAUAAAAUGGCUGAACUGGAAACGGAAAAUGGAGUUAUCACCGAUCCUGUGCAAAUCGCUGAAACUCUCAACGACAUGUUUGCUAACGUUGCAUCUCGCCUGAACAUAAAUAACACUGAACUUGGUAGAUUUAGCUAG